AUGGAAAUAACUGCAAAUUUCAUUGAAGAAGUGUCUACGUCAAGCACCCCUAAUGUGCUGCUUAUACCGCAAAUUAAAGCUGAUAUAAAGAAAUCGAUUGGAAAUGUUGAUAAUCGUGACUGCCAAAAUGAGCUGAAUAUUCUGUCAAGUUUUUAUAUCCAGUUAAUUGAAUUUGGGAAAAAUCGCUUAUUUUUGGGAUUUGAAAGAAUAGUUCCUCUGCUUCAGAUUGGGCAUUCACUUAUAGCAGCAAGCUGCUAUCAACAAAUUUUAGGGAAUUUUCCGACAGUUGAAGAACUUUUUACUCUUUUGACGAAGCAAAUAGUGGAAUCAAGAUAUAAUUUGGAUGAGCUUUUUUACAUCCACUGUUAACAGAAAUUCGAAUUUAGAGAGUCAAAGAUAUAUCCAAUAUGGAGUCGAAUUUCUGUUAAUAGUGGAUAAAGCUCUCUAUCCAUACUCCAAGCCAAAAAAGGCAAAUAAUUGAAUUUUUUACAGAAACAUUUUUUAAACAUUUCAGACUUUAUACCCAUGUGUUUGGAAACAAACAAAAAUCAGAAACUUUAUAUAAUCCUUUAUUUCUUAUAGUCAUCAUUCUAUCUAAAUCUCUUACUAUUAUCCAUAAAAAUCACUAUUUAUUAUCUAUUUAAAAAAUUUUAAAAAUUUUAUAAAAGAAUACAUAAAUGUAUCGAUUGAUUCUCCAUUACCAAGCCUCCCUCUCAGUAUGGCUGUACAAAGACUUAAGCACAACGAAGUAAAACAAGACGACAAUUUCUCUCUAGACUCCAUAUCAAGAAGUGCAAGUGUCCAAAAAUCAGGACGAAUCAGCAGACCUUCCUCCAGAAAAGGCAGUUUCUCAAGCCCAAAAAACCUUCACAAAGAAGAAGAAGAUUUAAACGAAGCCGUCUCUCCUUUCCCAUCUGAGUCCACUGACCCUCUCCAAACUAAACUUGAUUUAACUGUCAGAAAAUACCAAGACUCUAUGCAAGAAGAGUUCGAGAAACACCAACAAAUAAUUGAUACCCACUAUGAAGAAGUUAAGAAAAAAAUAGGAAAAUAA
Molecule: messenger RNA, 1054 nt
Organism: Blepharisma stoltei
Lineage: Eukaryota; Ciliophora; Heterotrichea; Heterotrichida; Blepharismidae
Source: the annotation of a GenBank genome assembly